CCUCCCUUCACACUCCCCCUUCGCUAUUUCCUUCAAAAUUCAAUUUAAUUUAGUACCAAAUUUGUACAUAUAAGCAAAAACCACGCUUUAAUUUUCAUCUGAAAACGAAGUCUAUGCUGGCAAAUCUUUUGAAAAUUAUCGUGUCUUUGCCGUGAGAUUCCAGUAUUUGAUCGAAACCGAAAUAUUGGUUUCUGGGUAUCUGUUACGUUCUUUCUCUCUGCUUUUUCCUUUUUUUUUUUGGGUGUUUGCUGGAUGUGGAAAUUGUGAUCGUUUCAGCUGCUGAAGAUUUUUUAUCAGUGCAUCAAAAUUCAGUAAUGGUUGAGACCCAGUUGACCCAAUCGAGCUUUUUGUCGAGUUUCAGCUUCUGGAUUGUAGGACUCAAUGUCAAUCCUAUGGGGGUGUCCUAUCCUUGAGUGUGUUUAUUGUCUGGCAUGUACCCGCUGGGCGUGGAAGCGAUGCCUCCACACAGCGGGUCAUGACAGUGAGACUUGGGGCAUUUCCACUGCUGAAGAAUUUGAGCCUGUUCCUCGCCUUUGCCGCUACAUUCUUGCUGUUUACGAAGAUGACCUUCGAUGCCCUCUUUGGGAACCACCCGGUGGGUAUGGAAUUAACCCAGAUUGUUUAAUCUUGAAAAAGACAUAUGAACAUACCGGAGGUCUAGCUCCUCCGUAUAUAUUGUAUCUUGAUCAUGAUCAUGCCGAUAUAGUUCUUGCCUUCAGAGGCCUUAACUUGGCAAGAGAGAGUGACUAUGCAGUUCUGAUGGAUAAUAAGCUGGGUAAGAGGAAAUUUGAUGGCGGGUAUGUUCACAACGGGCUAUUGAAGGCUGCUCAAUGGGUCAUGGAUGCAGAAUGUGAAAUGUUGAAAGAUCUGGUGGAGAAGUAUCCAAAAUAUACUUUGACUUUCACAGGACACUCCCUAGGGUCAGGUGUAGCAGCAUUGUUAACAAUGUUGGUAGUGAAGAACAUGGAUAGGUUGGGGGACAUUGAUCGGAAGAGGGUUAGGGGCUAUGCUAUUGCACCGGCGAGGUGUAUGUCAUUGAACUUAGCAGUCAGAUAUGCGGAUGUCAUCAAUUCUGUUGUGCUUCAGGAUGACUUUUUACCGCGGACCGCUACACCGUUGGAAGACAUUUUCAAGUCACUUUUCUGUUUGCCGUGCAUAUUGUCCCUACGAUGCAUGAGGGACACAUGUAUACCUGAGGAAAAAAUGCUCAAAGAUCCAAGGAGGCUCUAUGCACCUGGCCGCCUCUAUCACAUUGUUGAGAGAAAGCCUUUUAGGUGUGGAAGAUUUCCGCCCGUUGUCAAGACAGCAGUUCCGGUGGAUGGGAGAUUUGAGCACAUCGUUCUUUCUUGUAAUGCCACUUCUGACCACGCCAUCAUUUGGAUAGAGAGAGAAGCCCAGAGGGCUCUAGAUUUAUUAUUGGAGAAAGAUCAGAUCAUGGAGAUUCCGUCGAAGCAAAAAAUGGAGCGGCAGGAGACGGUGGCCAAAGAGCACUCGGAAGAGCACAAGGCUGCAUUACAGAGGGCUGUCACAUUGGCCGUGCCUCAUGCAUAUUCACCGUCUCCGUAUGGAACUUUUGACGAGAAGGACGAGGAAGAUCACCCGAAUGGAUCAAGCGGGGAGUCUUCGGUUGGUUCGACGAAGAAAAGCAAGUCAUUCACGGCGCGGUUUUUCGUGAGAAAAGAAUGAACAGAAGGGAGUGAUUGUUGUUGUUAUUAACUUAUUACUGUUGUUUGAUAAGUAGUGAUCGAUCAUUACAGUAAUUGUUUCGGUUACAAACAUAGAGAAAAGAAUAAAUUUGCGACAAACUAUAAAUUCAUUGAUUCAUAGGAAAAC
Molecule: messenger RNA, 1833 nt
Organism: Malus domestica (apple)
Lineage: Eukaryota; Viridiplantae; Streptophyta; Magnoliopsida; Rosales; Rosaceae
Biological process (GO): lipid catabolic process
Source: RefSeq, a predicted model, not a curated record